AUGAACGAAAUAUCUUCAAUGAUAAACGGUUCCUCAAUUGAGCAAAUCAAAAUUAUUAAUGUUAAGCAAGAAGAUAUAGGAAACACGGAAACAAAAGAUGUAGACAUUGUUAUUUUGAACGAGACAAUUGAAGUAAAUAUGUUGGAUACCCUACUACAACUGUAUCCUGAGGUUUUCCUGGUAACUGUAGGUGGCAACAUGCUCUCUGAAAACAUUUCGUCAUCGUAUGUUCAAGUCUCGGCGGUUGGCAAGGAAGCAUCAAGGUUGUCGUUGUUACGUAAGAAGUCGAAACCUCUGUCAGCCGUUGCAGUGACUGUGGCCAGACCUGAGGAUCUGCAAUGCUUGGUAGUGGCUAGGGCUAACUUACAACCUCACCAAAAACUGGUAGCGUUCACCUCGUACCCUCCACCUGGUGAUUUGAAACAACUUGUGAAGCAAUGGAGAAGUCAACAGGACCGUAACCAAGUGUUCCUAGCGAUGGUGAACGAUAAGUAUAAAGUAGAUUUGAAGCAACUUCCGAGUUUUGAGCUGCCGUUUAACAUAUUUUAUGAGAAUACUUGGGGUGGAGAAUAUUACACGCCAUCAAAUAACUGUUCAUAUGAUUGUGCCGCAGCUCUUCAGUGUCGUCAACUUGGUGAUAUUAAUUCUUUAUACUGGUUGCAAAUUCCCAACGCUCGUAAACAGGAGGCUGACGACAUUGAUAUACAGGUGCACUACGCCGAACUGAACAGCUACGACGCUCAGCGUUUGUUGGCUCGGUUACCAGUAAAUAAAGAUGAACAAAAGGGUUUUGGAAUGAGUUUCAGCGGCAUCACUGAAAGGUUUCUGUUACCUUAUUUAUACAUAGGAGAUUAUGUAAUGGGCAUAACGCCUACAUCAGGCAGUGUGUCGGCCAAGAUCCGGUCGCCCGUUCAAUACCUGUGGCCAGUUCCAUCUCACUGGAGCCUAGAAGAUGCGGCCACAGUCCCGCUUGCCUACACCAUCGCGUUUUACUGCCUGGGUAUCAAGAGCCUUCUGGUGGCGGGCACGUGUGUGCUGGUGCAUGGCGGUGCGGGCGCGGUGGGACAGGCCGCCAUCGCCGUCGCGCUCGCCGCCGGCUGCCGAGUCUUCACCACCGUCAGCGACCACCACAAGAAAACUUUCUUGACGAAGCUCUUCCCUGAUUUACCAGCUGAACACAUAGGAAAUUCUCGUAAUGAUUCAUUCAAAACGAUGGUCAAGUAUCAUACUAAGGGCAAAGGUUGUGAUAUCGUCUUGUCUUGCGUGAAGGGGUUCCUAAAAUCUGUAAGACCAAAAAUAAUUCAAGAAUCUUUUUCAAACUUUGAGAUCCGAUUGCAAUUAAAGUUUAUUUCAGGCUUCAUUAUCUUGUUGCGGCUUUGCCGGAUUAGCAUUUGAUUUGACUCAAAUACAAAACCAGGAAAAUUAUCAAUUUGGAUUGUAUAACCUCGCUUUCGCAAGAUCAUACACUACUAUUACCAUUCCAUCUAUAUUUGAUGAUCGAAACAUCGAAGAAUUUAAAAAAAUAAAGUUGAUGAUAAGUGAGGGAAUCCGCUUGGGCUACGUGCGUCCGCUGUCGCGCGUGACGUACGCGCCGCACGAGGCCGCGCGCGCGUUCCGUCUGCUGGCCGCCAGCCGACACCGCGGCAGGGUGCUGCUCAGGAUGCACGACCAACUGCCCCCAGCACAGCCCAGAUUAUCUUUUUCAAAUAACUCAUGCCACGUGAUAUUUUGUGACAAGGAUGGGUUUGGUUUCGUGCUUGCUGAUAGACUAGUCGAACGUGGAGCUCAGAAGUUGUUUCUACGUGUUCCUAAUAUUUCAAGUUAUUCUUUGUUCAAAA
Helicoverpa armigera (cotton bollworm) is the source of this 1838-nucleotide messenger RNA. Its product is annotated as fatty acid synthase-like. Lineage: Eukaryota; Metazoa; Arthropoda; Insecta; Lepidoptera; Noctuidae. The transcript is spliced from 9 exons. Gene Ontology annotation, biological process: fatty acid biosynthetic process. Gene Ontology annotation, molecular function: oxidoreductase activity; fatty acid synthase activity. Bases 1 to 1395 code for a protein of 464 amino acids. The record is from RefSeq and is a predicted model, not a curated record.